This is a messenger RNA of Pelodiscus sinensis (Chinese soft-shelled turtle), 435 nucleotides long. NCBI's taxonomy places the organism in Eukaryota, Metazoa, Chordata, Testudines, Trionychidae. The record is from RefSeq and is a predicted model, not a curated record.
AUGCGCCCUUUUGACUCUUCUGCCCAGGUCGCAGCGCCCAAGUGCGCAGUCGGACUGGACGCUGCUGGUAAAACCACCAUCCUGUACAAGCUGAAGCUGGGCGAGAUCGUCACCACCAUCCCCACCAUAGGGUUCAACGUGGAGACAGUCGAGUACAAGAAUAUCAGCUUCACCGUGUGGGACGUGGGCGGCCAGGACAAGAUCCGGCCCCUGUGGAGACACUACUCGGGGCUCAUAUUUGUUGUGGACAGCAAUGACCGAGAGCGAGUGCAGGAGUCUGCGGAUGAGCUACAGAAGAUGCUGCAGGAGGACGAGCUGCGGGACGCGGUCUUGCUGGUGUUUGCUAACAAGCAGGACAUGCCCAACGCCAUGGCGGUGAGCGAGCUGACGGACAAGCUGGGCCUGCAGACGCUGCGCAGCAGAACCGUGAGUGGG